Molecule: messenger RNA, 11176 nt
Organism: Myodes glareolus (Bank vole)
Lineage: Eukaryota; Metazoa; Chordata; Mammalia; Rodentia; Cricetidae
Source: RefSeq, a predicted model, not a curated record
UUGCUGCUGCAGAUCAAACCCAGGACCUUGUGCCUGCCAAGCUCAUGCCCUACCACGAGAGCCCCACUCCCAAGGCCUAUGGACUCUUGCUGGACUUGAAUCCUGGGCCACAAGUUCCUUUGUUUAUGGUAGAGAUCUGUUUAGGAAAAUCAUUGUUUACCAGCUGUGUGAUUUUGGCUAACUUAUUUUGUUUCUCUGAGCUCCAGUUUUAUUUAUAAAAUUGGGCGAAAGCCCUGACUCCACGGGUGGUGGCAGUUAAGGAGUAUGACUGUAAAUGGGGUGGAGGGUUCCAGCUUCCACACAUUCUAAUUUCCCUUAUGACCCCAGGACAUUGUCUCUGCCACAGAAGCCCCUCCUAAUUCCUAUUUUCACACCGCAGAGUUUUUUGCCUCUGGUGGCUCUCCUGUCUGUUUGCCGCAUAUUGCUUGUGCUGGUUUUAUGGCUUCAUCUUCAGCAUGCGGGUCCUGCGAGGGCAGAGUGGGUCCUUACCCGUCCUUCCCGUCUCUGAUCCUUUUUCCUAUUGAGUGCCUAGUAGAGACUGUAGUUCUUAAGUGAAUGAACCUUCGCUUAAGGUGCGGGCAGGGCUGGUUCGUUCAUGAAAGACCCAUCAAGUAUGCACUGUUGGAACCAGAGUUCUGCCUAGAGAGGUCAGUAGUGGCUUAGGCUGGAGGAGAGCUUACAUUCCUGGCUUUUCUCCUUACGAGUGGGUCAUAGAAGUGACUCAGAAACUGGUUUGUUCUGGCUUUCGGUUUGAGGGGCCCACCACAGCAGAGAAGGCAUGGCCAAAGAAGUGUGAAGUUACGGUCACCUUGUGUCCACAGGAAGCAGAGAAGACAGGAAGUGUGGCCUGGCUAUCAGACCUCAAGGCCCGCCCACAGUGACCCACUUCCUCCAGUGAGAUUCCGCCUCCAAAGGGUCCAAACAGCGCCACCACCUGGGGGCCAAGUCCUUAAGCACAUGAACCUUUGGGGACAUUUCACGUUCAAACCACAGCAGAAAUGGGCCGCCGUUGUAUUGUAUUGACAAGACAAAGCAAUACCCGAUAGGGUAACCACUGAGAAUAAGGUCCCCUCUCAAAGCUGGGGAGACAUGGCCUAAUUUAUGAAGAGGGAGCAUUUUAGUAUCCGUGGGUGGGUAUCUCGCAGAGAGGAGAUGGUGCGGCGUUCAGGGGACAGAACAGGAACAGCGGAAAGUGGCCGGUGACUGGAGGACGCAACAUUCGCGUUCUUUCUUGAAUGGAAGCCAUCUUUGCCGAAGUUGCCUCGCUGUGUGGCGUUAGAGUCCCUGCCAUGUGGACAGUUAACCUAGUAAGUCCAUUAGAGGGGCAGAGGUUUCUCCAGAAUGAAAGACACCACGUGCACCUUUUGUUGUGUGGCUCCUGGUUGGUGGCGCAGCGUGCUCAUCACCCUGGACGAGGAGUGAGCUGAACCCGAGGCUGGGGGAGAAGGCGAGAAAGCAGAGGAAUGGAUGCCUCUCACACAGGCUGGCCGGUUGGCCUGGCCGUCCUUCCGCAUGCAUCUCCACUCGUUCUCUUUUAUUUUCCGAAAAUGCAACACUUACGUCUUUCAAGCUGCUUCCCACUCCAUCUUUCAAAAAGCAUUUUCAGAACUAUUUAGUUUGUCCCCACGACAUCCUUUGGGAAGUAGGUACCUGCCCCUCCCUGUCUAUUCACAUCACAGGCCACGCUGGCCUUGAACUCGGAAUCCUGCUGAUCCCCGCCCCCCAAUACUGUGAUUACAGACCUUCACCACCACGGUACAGGUGUUGGAAGCUAGGAUGCCGUAAACGCUGUUGACAUUGGUUGAAUACCCUGUAAACAUCUAAAGGGACAGAAGAUUGUUGGGGCCCGAGAGGUGUUCUGGUGAAAUAUUAGGUGCGACACCCUGGCCUCCAGGCGGGCUUUCAUUCUCUGCGUGUGUACCAGCUCCUUGACCGGAGAACUGGACUUCUUCUCUGAGUUUACACAGCCGACAAAGGUCAGUUACACUUGUAUUGCCAUGGAGACAAUCAGGACUGCGCCCUAGCAGGCUGCCACAGCUUUAACGGGUUUCCUAGGCAACCACGUUGCCUUAAAGGAAGGCGACCAGACCCAGCUUGCCUUGUGUCAUGGUGCUUUAGGGUUCUCUAGACAUUAGCACACAACGUUUCCUUAAAGCAUUAGCACGUCUUUUUUUAAGUUUCUAAUUCACUCAUGUCUGUGUAUGUGUGUGUGUGUGUGUGUGCGUGAGCACACGUGCUUGUGUGUGCACAUGGCAUGGCACACUUGUGGAGGUCAGAGGAUAACUCUCAAGAGUCAGUUCUUCACUGGCCAUUCCAGGGAUCAGGCUCAAACCUCAGGCUGCUGCAGCAGGUGUUUCUACCCACUGAGCCGGCUGUCUGGUUCUUAUUACUUCGGGUAUACGGUCACCACAGUUACCUCUGGGACAUGUGACAGGAAGCAAAAGGGCUGAUGAGAAGCGGGGGUCAAAUCCACACCUCAGAAUUUAAGAUGCUUCAAGAGCAAGCUAUUUAGAGGAAGAUUUAGAAAUGAUUUGUUUCUGAUUUCUCUAGGAGCUGACAAUAAUUUUAGAUUCUGGGCAUCACUGUUACUAUGGAAACAGUGGUAAUUAAGGAUGUAAAUGAUAGGGUUAUUUUAUUGCUUUUAAAAUAUUUGUUAUGCUGGGUUUGGUGAUACAAGCCUGCAAAACACACCGGCAGGUACAGAACUCAGCAGGCUGAGGCAGGAGGAUUUCAAGUUCACGGUCAAGUUCAAGUUUUGCUAGACAUAAGGUCCUAUCUGAAAACAAACAAAACAAAUGCGCGCAAAAGACAUUCCUGCUGUUUCAGAUGGUGGAGGUUUCAUUUUCCUUUCAGGUUCCUUCAUAUUUUUAUAAUAAUUGACUAUUUUUGAAAUGGCAUGCGAAUAUUUUUAUGAGUAUGGAUUGAAGGGGCGUGGUCGAUCGGUAGUUAAAAAUUAACCAGACUAGCUUAAUAUAAAAGGUUUAGCUUUAAUAAACAGAAGAAAGGAAAACUUACAAAACCAGGGUUCCAGCAAUCCAAGAACACAGGGGGCAAAGAGAGAAGUGGCAAGCCAAUGCGGAUCUUUUAUUUGUUUUGUGUGGCCCCAGGGGGACACACCCUAAGCAGAAUGUGAUUGGCUGAAGUUCCCCAUCACCAGAUAAAUUCCUCUCCUGCCUCUCAAGUUUAACUGCCUUGGUAGAGCCAUCCUUCAUGGGUUCUAAACCUGGUGUGGCCACUGGGGCCCAAUUCACUGGCCAACAGUGGUCUUCUGUUUGCUCAGAACCUGAGGGAACUGUCUUUGUGGGGCUGAGUUCGACUCUCAUCGAACUCAGAGAGCUGCUCUAGGCCUUUCAGAAAGCCCUGCUGAAGUGACUUGCCCCGCUUUUCCUCAGUGUGGGGCUCACCAGGUCUGGGACGGGUUGGCUUCUCCGAGGUUCUGAGAACUGCUUGGUCCUGCUCUCGUCUGACCUGGGGUUAGGCAGAAUACUUUUUCUAAAGUCAUCGUCAGAGAAAUGUCUUUGGUCUUGUGUCACUCUGACUGGAUUCUGAAUCACAGCUCCGCGGUUUCUCAGAACUCAGUGGCUACAGUCCUGGCUGGUGCUUGCUCCCACGUCCCCGCCCCCUUCACGAACACCCAGUGCACCAUCUCAGGCCAUCGCGGAACGCUCUGAACACCUCCCGAGUUGUAGCUCACCAGCUCUGCAGUAGCUGCCUGAGGACAGCACUGUUUUAUUCUGUGUUCCAGAUGCAUAGCCGAGGAGCUGAGAACUUAGGUUCCUUCCUAAGGGAAAGACUGCCGAGCCAGAGCCUGAACCCAGGCCAGCUGGCCUCCAGAACACGUAACCUUUCUGCCUGACCUUAGAUUACAUUCCUUCAAUACCUGCAGUCCUUCCGAUGGUGCCAUUUCUGCAACAUGCUGAUAACUAAAAUGGAACCUGUCUGUUGGCAGGAGAGUGGAGUGCCGGCUGGCCUCCAGGGCUUUGAGGGAUUCUGAACAAUUUCACCUAACAAUGGGGUGAUGUUGGGCAGAUGCACGUGUCUGGGCACAGCCAGAGGAGCAGAGAUGCCGGAGGCUUCUUGCAGUGAUUGGCAGGGAGCUGGCAUGCAAAGUGUGCAGGGAGCUAGGCCAGCCUGGAGCCUGCAGGGUGACUGUCCGCAGGCAGGCUGAGGGGCUCUGCCGCUGCUGUCCCAGGGAAGCCUCAGGUAUGUCCCAGGCCUUUGAUGGAGUAGAUCAGUCCCUUCCAGUCUACCUGGGAGCAUUUCCUUGACGAUAAUGCACCCGUGUUGGAGAUUAGUCAAAUCUAGAGGUCAUUGUUUGAUCGUGCUGCUGAGAACUGUGGCCAACCCAAGCAGACACAGCAGCAACAAGCAACAAAAAUACAAUCGCUGUGAGAUUUUCUGUUUCUCUUUGCCUGUUUCUCAUGUGUCAGCAUCCACGAGCACCCGUGGAGUCAAAUGAGGAGAGAUUGAGAGUAACGAAGUGAUGUUACCCAGGAUCUGCUAAGCCUGCUUCGGGAAGAUUGGGUUACAAAGGCAGAAUUUAGCCAAAGGUGUGCUCGGGGCAAGGGAGUACACUGAGCAAGUUUAAGAUCGCUGAGGAAGGAUUUCUGUGGAAAUUGCUUGCCAGCACACCACCAAUUAAGUCCCCUUCUAUAACAGUUAGUCAUGGCUGCAGGCUACUGGACAGGACAGUAGGUUUGACCUCCUCUGAAGUACUUGGCCAGACUCAGUGUACGUGAAGCUCCCUGAUACGUUUCUGAUCUAACAGGCUCCUAAAGCGGCUUACACACUGUGCUGGUGGUGUGGAAUGGGAAGGAAGGCCCAUGUCGUUGCGAAAGGAGGUCAGUGAAGCAGAUCCCACUACACAGUUGUGGCCGUGUCUUUUGCCUCCCUGACACUCAACAUCAAAGACCCUGGGUGAGAGUCUGUCCUCACUUCCUCCCACUUGUUCUCGCCUCCGGGAUGUGACAAUUGCUCUUGGCGUGCAUGCAUUGCCAGAUCUUGACUUUUCCUUCAGUCCUGUGGCUUACAGGAGAAUACUAGGGGAUCUGGUCCCAAAGUCGAUAAAUGGGAUUUCCUGUAGCUCAGGCUAGCCUCAAACUUGUGAUCUUCCUGCACCUGUCUUCCGGAAGCUGGGGUUAGAGGUGUUUGAGUCACACUCAACCACUAUUGAAAGAUUUUGAUGAAUUUUUAGUAGAAAGGUCAUUGGUCAAAGGGGUGGAUGCUGGCUCGGGGGCAUGCCAUGGCCCUCCACACCAUGUUCCAGAUCACCUUGUAAACAUUUACAACAAUUUUUGCUCCUACCAGAGUCCUGGGAGAUGAUGGAGUCGGCUCCUUUUCUCCCCCUCGCCCUCCCCAAGGCACCUUGGUCUGUAUUUUCCGGUAUUAAUUGAUUGAUGGGUAUCAGUCACCACAACAUAAAGCCUGUCUCCAUUCCUGGGUUUCGUGGUGCUGAGGAUGGAACCCACGGCCCCAUGUGUGCUAGCCAAGUGCUCUACCGCUGAGCUACGCCCCUAACCUUGUGUCUCCAUCAUGAAUUCAGUAAUUCUCAGGUUGCUUGUAAUAGCCCCCCUCAGAUGGCCACAGCCAAUCACAGUCAUGUGUUUCAGAGUCAGGAGGUGAGACUGCCAUUUCUCUGAGCUCCUCACUGUUUCCCAGUGCCAUGCCACUGCCUCCACUCUGGCUGCCUCUGGGCCGUCUGCCCCCCGUAUGCUUGUUCUGUCACGCAACAAACUUCCAAAGGUAAAGGGCCGGCAGAGAGCCAGAGCCUUGCUCUUAUGGGUUCUAGUCACAGGAGCCCAGGGACGAAACUCACAGCUCCUGGACCUGCCAGCUCCCUUGUGAUGGAGUUUCCGAGGAAACGCAAGGGAAGUGACUCAGACCCGGCCCAGGAAGCACACAGCCAGAUGGAAAAGCGGCGGAGAGACAAGAUGAACCAUCUGAUUCGGGAGCUGUCCUCUAUGGUUCCUCCACUCAGCCCCGCGGCCCGGAAACUGGACAAGCUCACUGUCCUGAGGAGGGCAGUGCAGUACUUGCGGUCUCUGAGAGGCAUGACAGAGUCUUUCUUAGGAGAUAAUUCUAGACCUUCAUUUAUCCAGGAUAAGGAGCUCAGUCACUUGAUCCUCAAGACAGCAGAGGGCUUCCUGCUCGUGGUUGGAUGUGAAAGAGGGAGGAUUCUCUUCGUGUCUAAGUCCAUCUCCAAAACACUGCAGUAUGAUCAGGGCAGUUUGAUGGGGCAGAAUCUGUUUGACUUUUUACACCCAAAAGAUGUCGCCAAAGUAAAGGAACAACUUUCUUAUGAUGUUUCACCAAGAGAGAGACUUGUGGACACCAAAACCUGUCUGCAGGUUUACAGUCCCGGCCACACUCGGCGACCACACAUGCAUUCUGGCUCCAGACGAUCUUUCUUCUUUAGAAUGAAGAGCUGUAAAAUCCCCAUCAAGGAAGAGCUUAGACGUUCACCCUGCUCAAAGAAGAAAGACCACAGAAAAUUCUACACCGUCCAUUGCACUGGAUACUUGAGAAGCUGGCCGCCGAGUGUUGUUGGUGUGGAGAAAGAGAGGGGCAGUGAGAAAGACAGUGGUGCCCUUACCUGCCUGGUAGCCAUGGGGCGGUUGCAUCCAUACACCGUCCCUCCGAAGAGCAGCAAGAUCAAAGUGAGGCCAACUGAGUUCGUGACCCGUUUUGCCAUGAAUGGAAAAUUUGUCUACGUUGAUCAGAGGGCAACAGCGAUUUUAGGAUACCUGCCUCAGGAACUCUUGGGAACUUCGUGUUAUGAAUAUUUUCAUCAAGAUGACCAUAAUAGUUUGACUGACAAGCACAAAGCAGUUCUGCAGAGUAAGGAGAAAGUACUUACAGACUCGUACAAAUUCAGAGUGAAGGACGGCUCCUUCGUAACCCUCAAGAGCCAGUGGUUCAGCUUCACUAACCCUUGGACCAAAGAGCUGGAGUACAUUGUGUCUGUCAACACACUGGUUUUGGGGCACAGUGAGACUGGGGCACCCCCGUUCCUUCACGGCAGCAGCCAGUCCUCAGAAGACUCCUUUAGACAGUCCUGCGUCCGUGUGCCUGGAAUACCCACGGGGACCGUCCUUGGUGCUGGGAGUAUCGGGACAGACAUUGCAAAUGAGGUUCUGAGUUUACAGAGGUUACACUCCUCAUCCCCAGAAGAUUCAGAUCCUUCAGAAAGAGCUAGAGAUCACCACAGUGUGACCUGCGGGAACGCCAGUGUGCCCGUAAGUGGUGUGUCCACGCAGGAGCGCUUUUCACUGAGUCCUGGAACAGGGGGCCUGGAGGCUGCAGGGCAACACGAGAGCCCUGAAGCUGCCCACGGUCACAGGCCACUCCUCAGUGAUGGUGCCCAGCUGGAUGUGGACGCUCUGGGUGACAGCAAUGACACAGCCAUGGCUGCAUUCAUGAAUUACCUGGAAGCAGAAGCGGGUCUGGGUGACCCUGGGGACUUCGGCGACAUCCAGUGGACCCUCUAGCAUCUGAUCCACAUGAGACCGUGAGCUAAAGUGAGAAUCUCUGUGGAGAGUUCCCUCUACAAAUCACGCUGUUCUUCAGCACUGUAUCGAGACUUUCUGUCUUUUAUUAAUAGUCUAUCGGUUUUUAUACAUCUGCACCUUACUCUCUCACGGUUGUGGGAGAACAAGAUGUUUUCCUCCACAGCGAAACAGUCAAGUUCAUCAAACUCUCUUUACUCAGUGAACUAGCCUGGGUCAGGCUGCCAUAUGCAUGACCAAAAUCAUGUUGUUUGGGCUUUACUUUGCUUCUUUUUUUUAUAUAGUUUUGAGUAUGGGAAUUUUAACAUAUUGACAUUUUCCUUGUCUAUGGCCUAAGAGACUGAUAACGCGGGCUUGUGUGCUGUUAUUCCUACACCUUGAGCCUUUCCCUAACUGAUGAAAGAGCGUGGUGCGUCUAGGAUAUGGUGAGAACUUGAACAUUUAAAGGGGCAGAGCAGCUUGUGAGGUUGUGCUGUUGAUGAACACUGUGCACGGCCUGUGUAGAACUUGGUGAGGAUUGCUGGGAUGUUGAGGCCAACUUGUGCACACUACAAUGGACUUCAAGGGAGAGGACGUCUUAAAACACAGAAAAGGCCUACGUCCCAGCGUUGUUUACGGAAGAAGAUAGACCCUGAGCCCUUGCUAGCGGAUAAUAGGACCACUAAGGGUUUUCACUGUAGCUAGCGCUGUCCUGCUGGUUUCCAAUAUUGAAGCUGGCUUAGCGACAGAUUCGGCGUAGAGGGUAAAACAGGCCCAGGCAGAUUAAAUGACCUAUGGGCGGUCCCGCCUUAAAUCUAUGGGUUGUUAAUGUUUAAUGUAUAUAAUUCAGCUGCAUUUGUGGCGGCAUCAGAGUCACUAGUUCCCUGGUGACCGAGCUGACCUAGGAGACAGCUGUAACCUGCUAGGUAACUGGUUAGUCAUUACCGCCGGCAGCCGAAGGAAUGAAGCAAGUGGCAAAUAUUGUUAUUUGUUAUUGUGUUGUUGUAUGAUUUUGUUUGUGUGUUUGUUGAGAGAGGAUCUAUGUAGCCCAGGCUAGUCUGGAACUUACUGUGUAGACCAGGCUGGCCCCAUAUCGAUAUCAUAGAAAUCUACCUGUCACUGCCUCCCAAGUGUUCGGAUUAAAACCAAACAUCACAAUUCCCAUCUUAACUACAGUCCUUCAAAUGACAAGGCAAUGAAAAACCGCUUAAAAGCCAACAUUCUAGUAAUAAUUUAAAAUUUAGAAGGCAUUUUAAGACAGUGAUUAACCCAGAGAUGGUUCAAAUGGAAUGUAAGAAUUAGGAUUGUCUGAAACUCUGGCCUAGGAAUUCAUCCCAGUGGGUAGACUGCUUGCCUAGUGUGCAGGAAACCCUGGGUUCAGCUCCUAGAACUGUAAACCAGAUGUGGUGGUGCACACCUGUAAUCCCAGCACUCAGGAGUUAGGAGGAUCGGAAGUCCAAGGUCAGACUGGGAUCCAUGAAACCCUGUCUUUAAAAUAAAUAAAAUGAAAAGAUUAUUUAAAUGUUUAUCUAUUCUCUUUCCUGAAGAAUCACGCUUUAUCUUAUUUUGUGUGUGGGUGUUUUGCCUGCUUGUAGGUCUGUAUACCACUUACAAGCAGUGCCUGUGAAGGCCAGAAGAGGGCAUUAGAUCCCCUGGAACUGGAAUUGCGCACAUCUGUGAGCUACCAUGUGGGUCCUCUGAAGACAAGUGAAAGCUCUUAACCCCUUGUAUUUGACUGUCUUUGCCGAGCGCUCACUCAGACCCCUUUUGUGCUCUACAGAGGCAAGCCAGACAGGCUGGGAAGAGCCAGGACGCCCUCAGGCUCUAAUGCAGGCCCAGACCCACCGUUUUUUCUUCUCGGAGAACGGCACACCGAGCCCCGAGCCCUAGUGUCCUUUUGUGAUCCACAGUGCCAGUUAUUCACGCUGUACCUGACCGAGCAGAGCUUUCGUCCAAUCUGCAAGGGACAAGUGUCAACAGCUUGCCAGUGUUCCUAGUAUGCCAGUGUUCCUAGUAUGCUGUUUUGAAGUGACGGGGUCCAUAAGGCUGUAGCUCGAAUAAUAAAGACCCAGAGACAGAUACUGGGGUUCAACCCAGAAAUCAGAAAAGCAAAGCAGCCAAGCCACUAGAGAAAUCUUACCUCUUCCAAGGCUGGGCACUGACAAGCUUGCACUCACUAUUUCAAUACUAUUUGGAAUAUAUGAGGUUAAGGCAAAAAAUAAAAUAAAAUUAAUUGUACUUAUAUCUUUUUACUUUUAUGUUAUUGUUGACUGAAACUCACAGUCCCAGCUUGGUCUCCUAAGUGUUGGGAUUGCACCCACAUCCCUGCUAUUUUAUCUUUUUAAUGUGGCUAGUGUAUGUUUCUUCUGGACAGCACAACACUAGGAUGUUUUGCUAGGUGGAUAUUAUGGAAAUGGACCAAGAGUUGAGGGAUGAGGUUAUUUACUCUUGUUACCCCAGUCCUUAGAAGCCAAGUCAAGAAGAUGGCUGAAAAUUCUGGGCCAACCUGGGCUACAAAGUGAGAAUUUGAAGUUCCAUGCAUUUUAUUACGUGAAGAUAGCCUGAAGCUACAUAAAACUUGGGUUCAAUAUUGACACCAUAUGGUCAACAAAUACAUAAAUUUAUUGAGAGACAAAGACAACAGGAAAUGCCGAAAAGAACCAGGAACCGGUGGAAUGAGGAGGAGGUUGUUUGUAGUGUCCCGCUGAAAAAGUUGCACCUGCAAUCCCAGUAUUUAUGAAGUUGAGGCAGGAGAAUCACUGUUAGUUUGAGGCUAGUCUGAGUUACGUAAUGAUGCUGUGCCUCGCUGAAAUCAGAAUAAAUAAUAACUGGUAUUGCAGGUUGCAGGAUCUCUGGACCCAGCAGUGGGUUGUGAACCUCCUGUGUCCCUGGGGCUGUGUCAGGCCACAUAGAGAGCUGACUGCCUAGUGGUUUGCCCAGUCUAGAACAGGGUUGAGGGCUAGAACCCUCCAGAGGCAAUGUAGCUACUCUCUCCCUUCUCUGAGGGCUUUCUUUGGAACAAUUCCUACCCCUCAGGCCUGGGAGAGGCACAUCUGGCCUCCCUGCCUGGAAUGCAAUGAUCUUUGGCAGUUGAGUGAGAUGUGUGGGCCAGAGGAGUCUUAAAGGUUCUUUUCAAGUUGUAGAGACUGAGGUGCCAGUCAAUGCUGGGGUGUCCUCUGACCUUGGGGGAGCUGCUGUCACCCAACUUCUUGAAUGACGAUCUCUAUCCCAUGUCCAACUCUUUCUAACUCUCUUGUUCUUGUCUGUAUAUAUUACUGUUUUUUUUAAUUCUGUGGUAAAUAAUGAAAAGAGUGAAAUUAAAUUAUAUUUUAUAUAAAUAACUAGUUUGUGGUGUUUCUAACUUAAUAAACUUUCUCCCCUUGGUGCUGUGCACUAGUUCCUAACGUAGAAGCACAUAUUAAGGAAAGGGUUGGCUUUCAGAUCUCUGGGCAGAGCAGCACACAGUAGCUGUCUAUAUUUACGUGUUAAUCACUGCCUGACUGCUUAGAUUAGAAUUUGGUGCUGGAUUUCCCACUGGGCCACAGUGAGUCCCUUUUUCUUAUCUCUUCUUUCUGAAAAGUUUUUUUAAUUUUUAAUUUUUUGUAUGUACUUAUUUAUGGAACAUGAAAACAGGAAGUAGAAGUGUAUUGGUUUGAAAGAAAAUGGCUCACAAAGGGAGUAUUGCUAUUAGG